CACACUUAUUGUUCUCCGGUAACGGGACAGAGAUGCUGUGGCACAACACAGGGUGUGUACGGAGGGAGGGCAGAUAUUGCUGGGCAACACGGAGGGGUAUGAUGGGGUUAUUGUGCUGACAUCACUCACUCAGUCAGGGUCACCGUUCACGCGCGGGGGUCGUGAUGAUGCUCGUGUGAGAGCGCAGGCUCGACCAAUUACAUUAAUUGUGGGACAAGAUGAAGGUAUCUGGAGACAGGAAGUAAACCUAACAUUGGAUUCGGACGUGCCUUGAAAGCAGUGUUUUACAGAUUUCGGAUGCAGCUAACAUAGGGAUGAAACGCACUCUGUAGAUCAGUUUGUCCGUUUAAGGCCACUAUAGGAACAUGACGACGACUUCUAUGCAAAGAGACCCGCUCGCGGCGUAUGUAAAUAAAAACGGCUCAUUCUAAGGUGUUGAGUAUCAGGGGACAGCAUGGCUCCUCGUCCAUCAUCAGGAGAGUUAUGGGGGCUUCACCUUAUGCCUCCUCGUAUCCUGGUGGACUGCUGUCUUCCCAAUGGCAUUCUGGUUAGUUUGGAGUGUUUGCGAGAGGCACCGCUGACCAGCAUAAAACAACAGCUGUUUAGUGAAGCUCGCAAAUACCCCCUCUACCACCUGCUGCAGGAAGAGUCGUGCUACAUCUUUGUGGGUGUGACUCAGGAAGCAGAGAGGGAGGAGUUCUACGAUGAAACUAGACGACUGUGUGACCUACGACUCUUUCACCCCAUCCUGAAGGUCAUUGAGCCAUUGGGAAACCGAGAGGAAAAAAUACUUAAUAGGGAGAUUGGUUUUGCUAUUGGAAUGCCCAUCUGUGAGUUUGAAUUGGUGAAGGACCCGGAGGUUCAGGACUUCCGCCGGAACAUUCUGAGCGUAUGCAGGGAGGCGGUGGAGGAGCGUGAAGGAGGAGGUGCUCACACGCAGGCGCUGUACGUCUAUCCCCCAAACGUGGAGUCAUCACCUGACCUGCCAGAACACAUCUACAGCAAACUCGACAAAGGUCGUCUGAUUGUGACAAUUUGGGUGAUCGUGUCUCCGUCCAACUCAAAGCAGAAGUACACGCUAAAGAUCGCACACGACUCGCUCCCAGAGCAGCUCAUAGCUGAAGCCAUCCGCAAGAAGACGCGCAGCAUGCACCUGUCUGCGCAGCAGCUGCGUCUGUGUGUGCAGGAGUAUCAGGGACAGUACAUGCUGAAAGUAUGCGGAUGUGAUGAGUAUUUCCUGGAGAAAUAUCCCCUCAGCCAAUAUAAGUACAUCAGGAGUUGUAUCACACUGGGUCGUCUCCCUCACCUGAUGUUGGUCAGUAAGGACAGUUUGUACAGUCAACUUCCUGCCAGUGGAUUCAUGGCUCCAUCCUACAGCCGUCGAACGCCUCAGCCGAGUCCGUGUCCUGGCGGGGGAGAUCCGGGAUCGUCACGCUCGCUCUGGGCUUUUAACACACACCUGCGAGUACGACUGCUGUGCGCUACAUAUGUCAACGUCAACAUCAGAGACAUAGACAAGAUCUAUGUCAGGACAGGUAUAUAUCAUGGAGGAGAACCGCUGUGUGACAACGUCAAUACUCAGAGAGUACCCUGCUCCAACCCCAGGUGGAAUGAAUGGCUGUCGUAUGACAUUUAUCUGACGGACGUCCCUCGCUCUGCUCGCCUCUGUCUCUCUAUCUGUUCUGUGAAGGGACGCAAGGGUGCAAAAGAGGAGCAUUGCCCGCUGGCGUGGGGAAACAUCAAUCUCUUUGACUAUAAAGAUACUCUGGUCAGCGGUAAAGUGGCUUUGGGUUUGUGGCCGGUCCCUCACGGUCUGGAGGAUCUUCUCAAUCCGAUCGGAGUUUCUGGAUCAAACUCAAACAAAGAAACGCCGUGUGUAGAGCUGGAGUUUCCCUGGUUUAAUCAGACCGUUGUGUUUCCUGAUGACCAGCAGAUAGAGGAACAUGCAAACUGGAGCAUCUCUCGUGAGCUGGGCUACAGCUACUGUCUGGGACUGAGCAGUCGUCUGGCGUGUGACAGCACCAUAUCGCAGGCAGACGCAGAGCAGCUGCGCACACUGUGCAGUCGAGAUCCGCUGUAUGAACUCUCAGAACAAGAGAAAGAUUUCCUGUGGAGACACAGACAUUACUGUGUGAAUAUUCCAGAAAGUCUUCCUAAACUGCUGCUGUCUGUCAAAUGGAACUCACGGGAUGAAGUGUCACAGAUCUACUGUCUGCUGAAGGAUUGGCCGUUGAUGGAGCCUGAAUCUGCUCUGGAACUUCUGGACUGUAAUUUUCCUGAUCCGAUGGUCCGUGAGUUUGCGCUGCGCUGCCUCAUUCAGGGUCUCACAGAUGACAAACUCAGUCAGUAUCUGCUGCAGCUUGUGCAGGUACUGAAAUAUGAGAUGUAUCUGGAUAAUCCGUUAGCUCGUUUCCUGAUCAAGAAAGCUCUGACCAAUCAGAAGAUUGGCCAUUUCUUCUUCUGGCAUCUUAAGUCAGAGAUGCAUAAUAAAACGGUGUCGCGGAGGUUUGGACUUCUGCUGGAGGCCUUCUGUCGGGCGUGUGGCAUGUACCUCAAACAUCUGAACAGGCAGGUGGAGGCCAUGGACAAACUGGUGAACCUCACAGAUACUCUCAAGCAAGAGAAGAAAGAUGAGACACAGAAGACUCAGAUGAAGUUCUUGGUGGAGCACAUGUCCCGCCCAGAUUACAUGGAGGCACUGCAAGGGUUUGUUUCUCCUCUAAACCCUGUUCACCAACUGGGAAAUCUCAGGUUGGAGGAGUGUCGUAUCAUGUCUUCAGCAAAGAGGCCACUGUGGUUAAACUGGGAGAAUCCAGAUAUCAUGAGCGAGCUGCUCUUCACCAAUAAUGAGAUCAUCUUUAAAAAUGGAGACGAUCUACGUCAGGACAUGCUAACGCUACAGAUCAUUAAAAUUAUGGAAAAUAUCUGGCAAAAUCAAGGGCUGGACCUGCGAAUGCUGCCGUACGGCUGUCUGUCCAUUGGUGACUGUGUCGGUCUUAUUGAAGUGGUGAAGAACUCUCACACCAUCAUGCAGAUUCAGUGUAAAGGUGGACUGAAGGGGGCGCUACAGUUCAACAGUAACACACUUCACCACUGGAUCAAAGAGAAGAACAAGGGGGAGGCUUAUGACAGAGCCAUUGAAUUAUUCACACGCUCAUGUGCUGGAUACUGUGUGGCAACUUUUAUUCUGGGUAUUGGAGACCGACACAACAGCAACAUCAUGGUGAAGGAAAAUGGACAGCUCUUCCACAUUGACUUUGGUCAUUUCCUGGAUCAUAAAAAGAAGAAGUUUGGAUAUAAACGAGAACGAGUUCCUUUCGUCCUCACGCAGGACUUCUUGAUUGUCAUCAGUAAGGGUGUGCAGGAGUGUACCAAGACCAAAGAUUUUGAGAGGUUUCAGGAGAUGUGUUAUAAAGCGUACCUGGCCAUCCGUCAGCAUGCCAGUCUCUUUAUCAAUCUCUUCUCUCUGCUGUUGGGUUGCGGUAUGCCCGAGCUGCAGAGCUUCGAUGACAUCGCAUAUCUGCGCAAGACGCUCGCUCUAGAGAAGAACCAGCAGGACGCGCUGGAGUAUUUCACCAAACAGAUGAACGAUGCCCACCAUGGAGGAUGGACAACCAAGAUGGACUGGAUAUUUCACACCAUCAGACACAUGCCUAAUGAACACUGACACACACACACACACACACACACACCUGAGCAGCUCUACUGUUAACAUCACGGGAAUGUAGCUGUAGGGUUAUUUUUGCUGUACAGUCCCAGUUAUCUGUAAAGUCUCUAUACAGAAUGCGAUUCGACGGUUUAUUCUGUUAUGCAUUGUACCAUGGUCUGUCUGAAAACUUGAUUCUGAUUGGCUUAAAGGUCUGCAACAAAACCGUUUAAUGUACAGGUAGUUCAAUUUGAUCAUAAUUUUAAAAUCGGUAACCAUAGUAACAGCUGUGGGUUAUACCCGUCUAAUGAAGAACGUCAUGUAAGAUAUCAGGGAGAUAAACUGAAAAUAAUGUAAGUGUAGCUUGUGGUCAAACCCUAUUUUAACAAUAAAUACAUGGACACACAAUAAGGUCUCCACAAACACACACUGACACUGUGACAAACCGCUUAAGUGCUUUAAAAAGCAACAGGAAAUUUCCACAGUAAGACACAAAGGCUCACGGGAAACCACUGCAGAGCUGUGAGAGCGACAGAAACGCUCGUGACUGUGAGAUGAAUAUCUGGAGAUCUUCCUUCAGGGUGUCGAUGAUCAGGAACUCUUCUGAAGAGUUUACGUUUCUCCUCAGGGUCUCAGUAAAAGUCAAAGGUCAAGCUUUGAUUGACACUGCCACCUUAAAACCAAAUGGGACGAGAUGUCAUAUCAACAGUGUUUCCCAGAAUGCACUGCAGCUCAGAACAGCUGAUAUUUUUAGUCUUCCACAGAAUAGUUAACUGAUAUUGUUGUUAUAAGUAAAGAGAAAAUGUGACGUCGUUAUUUAAAAACUGCCAAUUAAAAUCUCUGCGACUUACAAUCAGCCAGAAUCUGUGGAGAUGCUGCGAGAUUACAAUCUAGAAAUCAUCCAAUCACUUUGACUUGAUGAGCGCCCUGUCAUUUUAUUCAACCGAAGGAUUGUUGAGACGAUCUGAUCGCAUCAGACAUUAUUAUAAGUUAGGGUUACAGAAGAUCACAGUCGUGUGUUUUAAAGGAAACCGAAAGCAUGCGGAUGUUGAUGUUCUGGUAAAUCACAAACAUUGUGAAAUGAUACCAUAAAUAACUCUUCUCACGAUUGCUGUUAGGGUUAUAAAUGUGAUUUAUUUGCAUGUUUCUGACAAAUCUGACCUGCAAUAACACACAAGAUCUGAAAAUAUCACUGUACUGUAAUUUUGAUUAAACUUGAUAAAACAGAUGUUCAGGAUCAGGGUCCAGUCAAGAGUUUUGUUUGUUUGUUGUUUUGUGAGGUUUUGUUUAAUAAACAGUUUUUUAUAUGUUGGGGUA
This is a messenger RNA of Misgurnus anguillicaudatus (oriental weatherfish), 4963 nucleotides long. Lineage: Eukaryota; Metazoa; Chordata; Actinopteri; Cypriniformes; Cobitidae. The record is from RefSeq and is a predicted model, not a curated record.